CGGCAUCAGAGGGUCUCUCCUCCUCCCCCGCCCCUCCCCCUCACGUGCUGCCGGGUGUCAGUCGGUGCAUUGACCGGUUGUGCUUGAGCCGCGGCCAUGCUGCUUUCCGCUGUGGUGCACACCUACUCAUUGCGGUAUAUGUUGCCCGCUACGAUAAUGCUGGGGGUAGCUCCGCCGUAUUUGCUGGCCUGGGGCUGCUGGAGAUUCUUGAGCGCCUUGCUACCCGAACGGCUUUACCGGCGGGGAGAUGACUGUCUCUACAACCUCUACCAGAGUAUGGUGCUCUUCUUCUUCCAGCACUACACCGGGGUGCAGAUCAUCAUCUAUGGGGAUUUGCCAAAGAAAGAAAAUGUCAUAUAUCUGUCAAAUCAUCAAUGUACAGUUGACUGGAUCAUCGCAGAUAUGUUGGCUAUCCAGCAGGAGGCACUGGGUCACGUACGAUAUGUUCUGAAGGAUGGCCUAAAAUUUCUCCCUCUCUAUGGAUGGUAUUUUUCUCAGCAUGGAGGUAUUUAUGUAAAACGAAGUGCCAACUUCAAUGAGAAGAAAAUGAGAAACAAAUUGAUGUCUCAAAUCAAAGCAAAAACACCAAUGUAUCUUGUUAUUUUCCCCGAAGGAACUAGAUACAAUCCUGAGUUGCCCAAGGUUAUCGCUGAUAGUCAGACUUUUGCAGCAAAAGAAGGGCUUCCAGUAUUAAAUCAUGUAUUGACGCCACGUGUGAAAGCCACUCAUGUCGCAAUUACUGCGAUGGAGGAUUAUCUUGAUGCUGUGUAUGACAUUACUGUCGCAUACGAAAAAACUACCGACCAAAAUGGAAAAAGAAAAGAAGCACCGUCAAUGACAGAAUUUUUAUGUAAGGAAUGCCCAAGAAUUCAUAUUGUUGUGGAACGUGUGGAUCAGAAAGAUAUCCCAAAGGAACAGAUAUUUAUGAGAAGAUGGCUUCAUGAGCGGUUUGAAAUAAAGGACAAGUUACUCACAGAAUUUUAUGAAACUACAGAUCCUGAAAAACGAAACAAGUUCCAUGGAAAAGGUCAAGAGGCUAAGCUCAGCUUGAAAAGAACAGUGCCAUCUUUAUUAAUCCUAACUGGUAUAACUGUGGGCAUGCUUUUUUCAGACACCGGAAGAAAAGUAUACGUGAAAACAUGGAUAUAUGGGACUUUACUUGGGUGUCUUUGGGUCAGCAUCAAAGCCUAAGGGAACUGUUUAUCACAAAUCAGCUGCACAUGAUACCAAAACUUUCUUGUAUCUCAAAGACCUGUAUAUAAUGCCUUAUUCAUUACUGCUUUGAAUCAUAUAGAAUGUACAACAGCUGCAUAUGUGAUUAGUCUAACGUGUGUACUGUUUUUUAAUAUUAAUGUGUUCUGCCCAAAACUUGGAAACUAAAGUGGUACGUGGACUAUAUUGAACCUGCACUUUUCUAUCCUGUUUAAGGAAUUGUCAGAUUUCAUUGUGGUUAAGUUCAGGGUCUCAUACCAUAAUUAAGUAGACAUCCAUCUAGAAAAUAAUUAACAUUUCACAACUAUAUCUAAUAUAAUGUCUUUUUAUUAGCUUUCACUUAGGUUUGUGCGCACUAUUUUUUUAACAUAGCCUCCCUCGUUCAAUGUUUAUUCAUUAGAUUUAGUUAUAGCUUAUUAUUUUUUUUAUAUAUGUUAAACCAUUUGUAUACAUUAUAUGCCAUAACCAGUAAUGUUAUACUAUUCAAUGAAAUUUGCCAAUGGGCUGCAGUAAGCGGAAUUGAAUUCAUAUAGAGUUAUGACGCAGGUGCCUUAUUGUUUAUAUCUAAUUUAUCCUUAUUUAUGGGAAAAAAUGUCUACAAAGGAUUACCAUCCUUUGAAAUAUUAUUGUAUGAAGGUAGUUGUCACACAUACAUUCAGAUUUAGGCUAUUGGAUUAAUAUGGUAGAGGAUUUCAACCAUUAAAGCAUACUGAACCAGUUAAAUGUAUAUUGUGAUUCACAGUGCUGCAACACACAGACUAAGUGUUUACAUUAAUCUGUAGAUAAUAUUCUUAUAUUUACCUUUUUUAUUCUUAUUUGUGUAGGGGAAAACAACAGAUGGCACCUAAAAUGUAUAUGACAUUAACUAGAAUAUUUAAUUACUCACCUCUCCUCAAACAUAUCAUAGUACAACCAAUUCCUACAGUAUGGUCUGCCACUCAUGCAGAGGUUCAGGGAUAUACACUAUACACAUGCAUUCCACUGGACUUUCAAUCCAUGCUUGAUGGUCCAGUAGUAACUGAGACUUCAGCAUGCUAAGUUCUAGUUAGUCACAUAGUCUAAGGCUGUGAUUCUUAUGCUUGCAGCACACACAAUCUGAUGGUCAGGUAGUAACUAUGAGACUUCAGCAUGUCUAAGUUCCAGUAAGUAGUCACACAGUCUAAGGCUGUGAUUAUUAUGCUUGCAGCAUACACAGUCUGAUGGUCAGGUAGUAACUGAGACUUCAGCAUGUCUAUGUUCCAGUAAGUAGUCACAUAGCCUAAGGCUGUGAUUAUUAUGCUUGCAGCAUACACAGUCUGAUGGUCAGGUAGUAACUGAGACUUCAGCAUGCUGAAUUCUAGUAAGUAGUUACAUAGUCUAAGGCUGUGAUUCUUAUGCUUGCAGCACACGCAAUCUGAUGGUCAGGUAGUAACUAUGAGACUUCAGCAUGUCUAAGUUCCAGUAAGUAGUCACAUAGCCUAAGGCUGUGAUUCUUAACCAGGGUGUUGGACCUCCCUUGCUCACCACAGCCUUUAACUGAGGGUUUUACACACAAUUAGCACUGAGGAUACAUAUUGUGUUCUACUGCCAGUAUAUCUAUUGGUCCACAGUAUAUACUUUUUUUUUAUCACUGUUAUAUUAAAGGGAUAUAAAAACCAAGAUUAAACACUGUCCUAUAUAGGUAAGCAAAUUGCCUCACCUUAUAUUGUAUCAUCCCUCCUUUCCCCCUAAAAAAGCUAUUAUUCAGCUAGCAAUUUUGAGUAUUUUCUUAUGUUGUAUUGUAGGCAUUCAGGGUUACAGAUGCUUGAAAUAAUUGCCUUACUCAAUUAGUACCACGUCAUGCUAUCCUGCACAAUUUUUAUAUGGAGUAGAGGAAACUAUUUGUAUAACAUUAACCAUUCUUACUAUUUUGUGUAUUAUAUUUGCUUCAUUUUUUUUAAUUUUAUUUUUUUUAAUUGUGCCAUGUUGAUGUCUCUGUGCAAGAGAUGUAUACUUUGUUUCACACUGUUUACACAAUGUUGUAAGACACGGUCAAAUUUAAUUGCAAUUUUCAAAAUAAAAUUUGUUAUAGUAUGCUAA
Molecule: messenger RNA, 3270 nt
Organism: Bombina bombina (fire-bellied toad)
Lineage: Eukaryota; Metazoa; Chordata; Amphibia; Anura; Bombinatoridae
Gene: AGPAT5
Product: 1-acylglycerol-3-phosphate O-acyltransferase 5
Exons: 8
Coding region: 97-1191 (364 amino acids)
Cellular component (GO): mitochondrion; endomembrane system
Molecular function (GO): acyltransferase activity
Source: RefSeq, a predicted model, not a curated record